This is a messenger RNA of Eremomyces bilateralis CBS 781.70, 1740 nucleotides long. RefSeq lists its product as uncharacterized. Gene Ontology annotation, cellular component: membrane. The coding region runs from base 1 to 1740 and encodes 579 amino acids. The record is from RefSeq and is a predicted model, not a curated record. Gene Ontology annotation, biological process: amino acid transmembrane transport. Gene Ontology annotation, molecular function: amino acid transmembrane transporter activity. The transcript has 4 exons. NCBI's taxonomy places the organism in Eukaryota, Fungi, Ascomycota, Dothideomycetes, Eremomycetales, Eremomycetaceae.
AUGGCCACCUAUGAGAAGGGGGUCCUCCCGGAUCCGGAGAAGGAGGCCGCACGCGAGGUUCAGCCUGCUCCCGCCUACGACACCGAGGGACGAACCGCCAGCGUCGUCUUCAAGAACGAGGAGUUCCAGAAGCUCAGCUUCUGGACUCGUAAUGGCUUGAACCUCGAGUCGUUUAAGCGCCGCGAGGGCUACGACACGACCAACCAGCUCAACCAGACCAUGAAGUCUCGCCAUCUGCAUAUGAUCGCCAUCGGCGGCUCCAUCGGCGCCGGCUUCUUCGUCGGCUCUGGAAGCGCGUUGUCCAAGGGUGGUCCAGGUGCGCUGCUCAUUGAUUUCGGCAUUAUCGGGGUGAUGAUGUUCAACGUCGUCUAUGCUCUUGGAGAACUCGCCAUCAUGUACCCGGUUUCCGGUGGUUUCUACACCUAUUCCACUCGCUUCAUCGAUCCUUCGUGGGGUUUCGCCAUGGGUUGGAACUACGUCUUCCAAUGGGCCAUCGUCCUUCCGCUCGAACUGACUGUCGCCGCUAUCACCGUAGGUUACUGGGACAGCGAUAUCAGCGUCGCCGUCUGGAUCACCGUCUUCCUGGUCGUUAUCGUCUUUAUCAACAUCUGGGGCGUCUUGGGCUAUGCCGAAGAAGAGUUCUGGUCCAGUAUCCUCAAGCUGUCGGCCACCAUCAUCUUCAUGAUCAUCUGCUUGGUCAUGGUGUGCGGUGGUGGUCCCAGCGAAGGGAUAUACAGUGAGUAUUGGGGCGCCCGCAACUGGUAUAACCCGGGCGCAUUCGCCAAUGGCUUCAAGGGCGUCUGCGCUGUCUUCGUCACCGCCGCCUUCGCCUUCAGCGGCACCGAACUGGUGGGUCUCGCCGCCGCCGAGGCCUCCAAUCCCGUUCGGCAGCUGCCCGGCGCCAUCAAGCAGGUCUUCUGGCGAAUCACCCUCUUCUACAUCUUGGGCUUGUUCUUUGUCGGUCUCCUCAUCCCCUACGACGACGAGAACCUGCUGGGUGCCAAUCCGUAUGUUAGCGUUGAUGCCUCGCCGUUCGUGCUGGUCGGCAAGUACGCCGGUCUCAAAGGCUUCGACUCUUUCAUGAACGUCGUCAUCAUGCUCUCCGUCAUCUCCAUCGGCAUGUCCGGCGUCUACGGCGGCUCGCGCACUUUGACCGCCUUAGCCGAGCAAGACUACGCCCCGAAGAUCUUCGCUUACGUCGACAAGAGCGGUCGCCCGCUGCCCAGUACCGCCGCCAUCUGUAUCUUCGGCGUCCUCGCCUACGUCAACUUGACCUCCGACGGCCCCACCGUCUUCGACUGGCUGCUCGCCUUGUCCGGCCUAGCUGCCCUGUUCACCUGGGGAUCCAUCUGCUUGGCCCACAUCCGCUUCCGUGCCGCCUGGAAGUACCAAGGACACACCCUCGAUGAGAUUCCAUUCAAGGCCGUCGGCGGCGUCGCCGGGUCGUACCUCGGUCUGUUCCUCAUCGUUCUCGUCCUGAUUGCUCAGUUCUACAUCGCCCUGUUCCCGCUCGGCGGCGAAACCAGCGCCGAGAACUUCUUCAAGUCCUACCUCGCCUUGCCCAUCGUCAUGCUCUUCUGGGUGUGCGGCUAUUUCUGGAAACGCACCGGCUGGUUGACCAUCGCCACUAUCGACGUCGAUUCCGGUCGUCGCCAUCUCGACCUCGACCAGGUCCGUGCCGACAACGCCGAGCGCGCCCUGUGGCCGGCGUGGAAGCGCAUCCUGAACCUCAUGUUCUAA